This is a messenger RNA of Dendrobium catenatum, 1049 nucleotides long. RefSeq names its product probable membrane-associated kinase regulator 1. Gene Ontology annotation, cellular component: plasma membrane. Gene Ontology annotation, molecular function: kinase inhibitor activity. The record is from RefSeq and is a predicted model, not a curated record. The transcript has a single exon. NCBI's taxonomy places the organism in Eukaryota, Viridiplantae, Streptophyta, Magnoliopsida, Asparagales, Orchidaceae. Bases 73 to 1005 code for a protein of 310 amino acids.
UCCAUAUGCGGAAGCUCAUCCGCCCAUUCCUCCAUCUCCUUUCUCCAAUACGAUGAAACGAAUUCGUUCAUAAUGGGAGACUCAGAUGACAUCGGCGGCGGAGGAACCCCUGCCUCCUUUCCUCCUCCAUUUUCGUCCUCCUCCUCCUCCGACUUCGAGUUCUCAAUCAUCCGUUCACCUUCGUCCAAGAACUCCGCCGCGCAACUCUGCCCUGCGGACGAGCUCUUCUAUAAGGGACAACUCCUUCCCCUGCAUCUCUCCCCGCGUCUGUCCUUAGUGCGCACCCUCCUCCUCUCCUCCUCCUCCACUUCAUCCUCCGACGCCACGAGCGCCACCGUCUCCCGCGACUCGAACAGCAGCACCUCCUCCGCCGACUCUCUCGGCCUCCUCCAGGGUCCCGUCGAAUCGGACUCCUCCCGCCCAAGCUCCGUAACCGAAGAAGACUACUCAGCCACCAAGCGCCGCAACUUCUACUCCUUCACCAGCCGCUUCUCCUCUUUCUUUCUCAACCGCGGCAACAAGAAAGAUCCCACCUUUGUUGCAAAUCAUAACGCUACUCCAUCCUCCAAGAAACCCACCACCUACUCCUCCUCAGCCAAGGAAAUGAUAAAGAAGUAUGUGGAGAAAGUAAAGCCGCUCUAUGAGAAAUUCUCCUCUCUGCAACACAGGCCGAGCCAGCAUCAGAAAAAGAAAGCAUUUUCCCUUCCUCGCUCCGGCGGCCGAACAGAGAUAUUUUCUUCCUCGCACUCUUAUUCCCACUCUUUCGCCGGAAACCUGCGAAGCCCAUAUCGAAUGAAGAGCACCGCCAGCUGCCCGUCUUCCAUGCGGUCGUCGCCAAGCCAUUCUGGUCUUCUAUGCUCUGAUCUGCUGUCAGCGCCGAAUUCAUCUUCUUCAUCAAUGGAGGAGCUUCAAAGCGCAAUUCAAGCUGCCAUUGCCCAUUGUAAGAGCACUAUGGUCAAGCAGAAGAAGUUGAAUAGCUUCAACGAUGAUCUCAGUGUAUUUUGAAUUUGUAAUUAUUUGCCCAGCCAAAAAUUCAACAUCACUCAUCA